Messenger RNA from Seminavis robusta, 1245 nucleotides. The record is from the annotation of a GenBank genome assembly. Lineage: Eukaryota; Bacillariophyta; Bacillariophyceae; Naviculales; Naviculaceae.
AUGUCUACCACCUGUGCCACUGAUGACAAACCCAGUAUCCGUUCCAAAAAGCAACUAAAGAUGCAGGGAGGAGGGCAUCUGGAAGUCUUGAAGUAUGCACACAAAAAUGGCUGUCCAUGGGAUUCCCAAACGUGUUGUUUUGCUGCUGAAAAUGGUCAUUUGGAAAUACUGAUAUAUGCCCAUGAAAAUGGCUGUCCUUGGGACAAAUGGACUUGCAUCAAUGCUGCUAGCAAUGGACACCUGGAAAUCCUCAAAUAUGCCCAUGGAAAUGGAUGUCCCUGGGAUGAAAGCACAUGCCAUAAUGCUGCUAAUCAUGGCCAAUUGGAUUGCCUCAAAUAUGCACAUGAAAGUGGAUGUCCAUGGAACAAGAAAACAUGCGAAGGUGCUGCAAAAAAUGGCCAUUUUGAUGCUCUGAAAUAUGCCCAUGAAAAUGGCUGUGAAUGGGACAAAGAAACAUGCAAAUUUGCUGCUUACUACGGUCAUUUGGAUUGCCUCAAAUAUGCCCACGAAAAUGGUGGGCAAUGGGAUAAAUGGACAUGUCACGUAGCCGCUGAUAAUGGCCAAUUGGAAUGCCUGAAAUAUGCCCAUGAGAAUGGUUGUCCAUGGGACCAUGGCACAUGCUACUUUGCUGUGAUAUGUGGCCAUUUGGAAAUCAUCAAAUAUGCCCAUGAAAAUGGCUGUCCCUGGGAUGCAAAAAAUACGUGCACCUAUGCUGCUGAGAAUGGCCACAUGGAGGUGCUUCGGUAUGCCCAUGAAAAUGGCUGCACAUUGGGUUUUGAAACAUGUCACCAGGCUGCGCGGAAUGGGCAGUUAGAAUGCCUCAAAUAUGCGCAUGAAAAUGGUGGCCCUUGGGAUGAAGAUACGUGCGCUGUGGCUGCUGAGAAUGGCCACAUGGAGGUGCUUCGGUAUGCCCAUGAGAAUGGUUGUCAAUGGGAUGAACGGACAUGUCAAGGUGCUGCUGGAAGUGGCUUGGAUAUCCUGGCGUAUGCUCAUGAGAACGGCUGUCCAUGGGACGAAGGAACAUGUAGCCAAGCUGCUGCAGAAGGCCAUUUGGAAGUUUUGAUGUAUGCUCAUGAGAACGGCUGUCCAUGGGACGAGAGGACAUGCUCUGCGGCUGCUGAGUUUGGGCACUUGGAAGUCCUCAAGUAUGCCCAUGAAAACGGAUGUCCAUUGAACUUUCGCGAUUUGCUAGAGCAGUGUGAUUCACAGGUCGAGGCUUGGAUCGUCCAGCAAUGUCAGCCCUGA